GCAUUUGAGCUUCCGGUGAAAGGCGAAGGUCGAACACUCAACAGUAGAAGAGUGAUCCGUUAUAUUUGAGACGAUGUUGUCGGCAGUCUGCAAGUCUUUAGUUUCUUCUACGGCUCGACAGCUCCGGGCUUUCCAUCGGCCGGCAGCUGCUUGCAGUGAUAAAUUGUUUGUGCACCGAGAUGAGCCAAACAACAAUUCUGAAACUCCUUUCGAGUUCAGUGCAGAAAAUAUAAAGCGCAGCGAAGUGAUCAUUGCCAAUUACCCCAAGGGCCAUGAGGCUGCAGCAUGCAUCCCUUUGUUGGAUCUGGCUCAGCGGCAGAAUGAUGGGUGGUUGCCCAUCUCAGCCAUGCAUAGAGUAGCUGAAAUGCUUAAGAUGCCAAGGAUGCGGGUGUAUGAAGUGGCCACAUUCUACACGAUGUUCAACAGAGAGCCAGUGGGGAAAUAUUUCGUCCAGAUCUGUACCACAACGCCCUGCAUGUUGGGAGGUGUUGGCUCUGACGUUAUUCUGGAAGCCAUCAAGGAGAAUCUAGGUAUUGGAGUAGGCCACACCACUGAUGAUAACAUGUUCACGCUAGCUGAGGUGGAGUGUCUUGGAGCAUGCGUCAAUGCCCCCAUGGUGCAGAUUAAUGAUGACUAUUAUGAGGACUUAACUGUGGACGAUAUGCAUAGAAUUCUCAAUGAUAUCAAAGCUGGAAAGAAACCAAAGGCUGGACCACAGAGCGGCCAGAACUUUAGAUUUGCCUCAGAACCCAAGACAGGCUUGACGUCCCUGACGGAACCCCCGACUGGACCAGGCUUUGGAGUGAGGGCAGACUUGUAGGGCUGAGCUGGCCGCAGACUGUGGCUUUAUUUGCUGCCUGAGCUGAUCGACUGGCAUUCUUGAGGGGAGAGGGGGGGGGGGAUAUGCUGAUGUAGUAAUAAGAGGUUGACAUUUAAGGCCUACGCUGACAAGGGAUACCAUGUUAAAUGAGCGUUUGCAUCCUCCCAAGCUACCUGCAUGUGGAAAAGUGAUGGUAGACAAGAUGCCAAAUGGUGGUGCAGAUUGGGAGGUAAAUCUGAGUGUACAUCAUUGUAACUAUGGAUGUGGUUACAUUAUUUUGGAAGAGGGUCUGUUGUGAAUCUUUCUUUUGAGAUCAGGAGGCAGUUUCAGUUUGGACUGACACUCUGUAUAUAUAAUAGGUAGUGUGGAUGUUGCGACAGGCUGAAAAUGAUUGUCUUAAUAAACAUGUUUAGAGUACCAAAUCA
Aplysia californica (California sea hare) is the source of this 1245-nucleotide messenger RNA. RefSeq names its product NADH dehydrogenase [ubiquinone] flavoprotein 2, mitochondrial. Gene Ontology annotation, biological process: mitochondrial electron transport, NADH to ubiquinone. The record is from RefSeq and is a predicted model, not a curated record. The coding region runs from base 74 to 820 and encodes 248 amino acids. The transcript is spliced from 9 exons. Gene Ontology annotation, molecular function: NADH dehydrogenase activity. NCBI's taxonomy places the organism in Eukaryota, Metazoa, Mollusca, Gastropoda, Aplysiida, Aplysiidae.